ACAAAAGACUGGCUGAUGAGUUGUCCCGGAAGCAGGACAAGCAAUACUCUCUAGUCAUGGGUUGGAUUCGCUGCCGCCUAUCAUUCGCUAUACUCCGAUCUGCUAUCCUCUGCAUUCGAGGAAGUAGAUCCUCUCGCCACCGCCCAGUCAGUGAGCUCAACAUUGAACUUGCCGCUGCAGAGGGACAUGUUCCCUCUGAUAUGUAGUGUUUUUGUUUUGUUUUGUUUUUUUUAUUUUUUUUUGUUUGUUUGUUUUUUCUUUUUUUCUUUUUUUUUCUUUCUAGUAAACGUUAAAAAAAAAA
This is a messenger RNA of Geodia barretti, 301 nucleotides long. The record is from the annotation of a GenBank genome assembly. NCBI's taxonomy places the organism in Eukaryota, Metazoa, Porifera, Demospongiae, Tetractinellida, Geodiidae.